Messenger RNA from Diospyros lotus (date-plum), 620 nucleotides. Its product is annotated as 40S ribosomal protein S21. Gene Ontology annotation, cellular component: cytosolic small ribosomal subunit; ribosome. The transcript has 4 exons. The record is from RefSeq and is a predicted model, not a curated record. Gene Ontology annotation, biological process: translation; endonucleolytic cleavage to generate mature 3'-end of SSU-rRNA from (SSU-rRNA, 5.8S rRNA, LSU-rRNA); endonucleolytic cleavage in ITS1 to separate SSU-rRNA from 5.8S rRNA and LSU-rRNA from tricistronic rRNA transcript (SSU-rRNA, 5.8S rRNA, LSU-rRNA). Bases 119 to 364 code for a protein of 81 amino acids. Gene Ontology annotation, molecular function: structural constituent of ribosome. NCBI's taxonomy places the organism in Eukaryota, Viridiplantae, Streptophyta, Magnoliopsida, Ericales, Ebenaceae.
GUUUGCUAUAAAUAAGUUCUGGAACGCCGCCGCUCGUCACUCCUCCCUUUCAAAGACGAAACUACCGCGGAACGCUUAUCAGUUUUUGAAUCUUCUAGGCUUUUAAACUAAAGCAAAGAUGCAGAACGAGGAGGGGCAAAAUAUGGACCUUUACAUUCCUAGGAAAUGUUCUGCAACAAAUAGGUUAAUUACAGCCAAGGACCAUGCAUCUGUUCAGAUUAAUAUUGGACACUUGGAUGAGAAUGGCAUCUAUACUGGGCAAUUUACUACUUUUGCCCUUUGUGGUUUUGUCAGGGCCCAGGGAGACGCUGACAGUGCACUGGAUCGCCUUUGGCAAAAGAAGAAAGCUGAAAUUCGACAGUAAUGGAUGAGGUCUGAGGUUCAUCACCUCGCUAUGCAAUUGGAUAAAAGCUCCUGUUUUAUUUCUAGAUAACUUUUUGAGUCAUUUUAUAAGGGGUGUUGUUGGUGAGUGUUGGGGGUACUCUGCUAACUGAUAGUUGAUGGGAUGUGUUUAUGUUCUUUAUGGUUCUUGUAUGGAUCAUUCUGAGAUCUGGUUUUAAUGUGAGAUGUUAAUUUUUAUAUAUGAUUAAUGAAGACUGGUUUGGCUUUUGUGUUUGCAA